AUGGAAAUUGAUCCAAAAGACUUUAACCAUCGUUAUGAGAAACUUUCUACGGGACAUAGUUAUCAUUUUAUAGAUCAAUAUCCUCGGGGUGACCACAGCCCUGACGCCCCCACCUUGUUGCUGGUCCACGGCUUCCCCGACUGUUGGUACGGAUGGCGCCAUCAAAUUAAACCCUGGGCGAUGCAAGGAUGGCGAGUGAUUGUACCUGACAAACUUGGGUAUGGGGGAACGGACCAACCAAGGGACAUUCGAAAUUAUACAACCAAGUCGAUCUGCGCAGAUCUGGCUGCACUGCUCGAUCUUCUUGGAGUACGGCGUGUCAUCUUGGUUGGACACGACUGGGGCGCCGAGACGGUCUGGCGCUUCUGUCUAUGGUAUCCAGAGCGGGUUCGAGCUGUUAUUGCGCUUUCGGUCCCCUUCUACCCCCCUGCGCCAGAGUACAUUCCGAUGGACGAGAUGAUCCGGCGGGUGCCCAAGUUUGGCUACCAAAAGUAUUUAGCAGAUCCCAAGUCAGCAGUAGAGAUACAUCAAAACGUCCCCGUCUUUAUUGAUGCUAUCUAUCGUUCUCCACUCACAGGGAAGGAUGUAUCAUUUGUCAGAGAAGGGCAACUUGAAGCACUGAUUAAAGGGCGCACCCCAGCGCCAAAGAAGACCGAUAUUCUCUCCGACAAGACCGCCAAACUCCGAGUGGAAGAAGAAAGAGAGGGAAAACUCGGCUCCUCACUCCCCCCUAGCUUACCCGCUCUGUUUUUCUGGCCUCGCUCCGAUCCGACAUGCCAGCCACUGCAUGUUCAGCGUAUGCGCAAAUUUGUCCCCUCAAUUGAGGUAGUUGAGCUUGCAGGCAAAGGGCACUGGUUGAUGGUCGAGGCCCGCGAACAGGUUACCAACAAGGUGAUUGAAUGGGUCGAGACUCUGGUCCGGCAAGAAAAUGAGCGAGGUGGCAAGGCUAUGACUAAAGCGAGGUUGUAG
Messenger RNA from Rhizoctonia solani, 969 nucleotides. RefSeq names its product alpha/beta hydrolase family protein. Gene Ontology annotation, molecular function: hydrolase activity. The transcript has 8 exons. Lineage: Eukaryota; Fungi; Basidiomycota; Agaricomycetes; Cantharellales; Ceratobasidiaceae. The record is from RefSeq and is a predicted model, not a curated record. Bases 1 to 969 code for a protein of 322 amino acids.